Agrilus planipennis (emerald ash borer) is the source of this 2595-nucleotide messenger RNA. RefSeq names its product leucine-rich repeat flightless-interacting protein 2. The transcript is spliced from 8 exons. NCBI's taxonomy places the organism in Eukaryota, Metazoa, Arthropoda, Insecta, Coleoptera, Buprestidae. Gene Ontology annotation, biological process: regulation of DNA-templated transcription. Bases 111 to 2072 code for a protein of 653 amino acids. The record is from RefSeq and is a predicted model, not a curated record.
GGUUUACUUUCGCUGAGUUUUACUUAGCACGUCGUCGAUUCUUUCGCUAUUUCUUUCAAAAAUAUGAAAUAUGUAUAAAAUCCAACGGCAAAUAGACAACACCUGCUAGAAUGUGCGACGACGACUGUAAUAUUAAUCGUAAGUUAACGAAACCCAAGGACGAUAGCGAUAGUUGCUGCGGUUUAAGUGGGAGCCAUGGAAGUCUGGACUCAUUAGUCGAUAUACUCAAUUCACUUGACUCAGACGAAGAAAUUACAGACCAGCACGCUCAGAAAAUCGAAAAAGUUGGUUCUGAAAAUUUAAUACGUUCAGAAAAAGAAGGAGCAUCAUCUGCCAGAGAAACCAUAACAGAUAACAAGGAAGAAGGAUCAUGUGAUAAAAGAAAUUACUUGCUAGAAGUUGUCCGAAACUGUUCAUCAGAAGAAGGCGGUCUCAUGAGAGACCAUAAAACCCAAGGCGAGCAAGAAAUGGAUUACGAACCCACGAAAUUAGAGUCAGAAGAGACCAAAGGCGAUUUCCCUGUUUCGCGAGAGGAAGCUGUCCCUGCUUCCGGAGAGGAAGUUGUCCCUUCUUCCUAUAUUACUGUUCCUACUGAGGAAGAAGUGCAAACAAGUGUAGUGACAAACGGUGAUCUUCUUCAACAGUGUGAAGGUGUAAUCAGUGUUAACGAAAAUGCCAUCGGAAAAUUUGACAUUGGUGGAGUGACUGAAGAUGAGUCCAAUGAGGAUAACAAGGAGUCAAAUAAACAGUUUAAAAUUGAUGGUGUUACUAAGGAUGAGUCCAAUGAUAAUAUAAAUGAUUUGGAUAAGAGUGGUGAAAAGUUCAAAAUCGGUGGUGUUACUGAGGACGAAACCUGUGAUCAUUUCGUGUCAGUGAAAAGGUCACGUAAAGGAAGUCAUGGUUCGGAGUACGAAGGACGUGAUAGUCCAGUGCAAAGGAAACUUAGCAGGAGUCACAGUGUUGUUUCUGACCACGAUGACUCGAUUAUUAUUUCCCAGUAUUUGGGACAAAGCUCUGACGAAGCCGAGGCUCGUCUACUUGCCCGUAGGCAAGCGAGGGCUGAAGCAAGGGAAAUACGUAUGCGUGAACUUGAAAGACAACAAAAAGAGCAAGAGGAAAAUGCUGAUCGACAAUAUGACAUGAUCGAAGCUUCAAGUCGAUCGACUCGAACGGUCGGCAGUAGGUAUUUGUCGAGCAGAAGGAGUUCUGAGGACUCGCUUGAAGAUGGGGGAAGCCUCAGGGAACUUAGACACGAGCUCAAAGAGCUUGAGGAAAAAUUCCGAAAAGCUAUGAUAGCUAAUGCUCAGCUUGACAACGAGAAAGCUGCACAAACUUAUCAAUUAGAAUUGUUAAAAGAUAGGAUAGAGGAAAUUGAAGAUGAAUUGUCGCGUUUGAAGCGUGAACAUAAAGAUAAGUGUAGGGAACAUGACCAGCUAAAAAGGCUGUCUGCUCGUCUAAAGGACGACUUGGCUGUGACACGUAGCGAAUUGGAAGAAAGGGAUCGGUUAAUAGCCGAAAAAGGACUGGUGAUUGUCAUCGAGGAAGAACCACCUCUGAUGGAUGGCACCGUCAACGGUGAAAUUGUAACGACCGCUAAGAAAGUGCUAGUCACCGCGGAAAAUGCCCAGCUGCUCGAGUCCGCUGGCGAGGGGAGUCUAGACGUACGAUUAGGAAAAUUCGUAGCUGAAAAGAAGGAUCUUCAGGAUCAGAUAAAUCAUCUUCGAUUAGAAUUAGAAGAAGAAAGAAAUAAAAGAAGAAAAUCCAGUGGUAUUUCAAAUGGACCAACGUCUGACGAUUACGAUUUGGACGAUGUGCAAAGAGAUGUUGUCAGACAGUUGGCGGACUUUAAAUUUAGAGCCCAAAAAGCAGAACAAGACGUGGCUACCUUGCAGGCUACGGUGGCACGGCUUGAGAGUCAGGUCAUAAGAUAUAAGUCAGCAGCCGAAAUGUACGAGAAAUCGGAGGAGGCGUUAAAACAAGAGAAACGGAAACUCCAAAGAGAGGAAAAUGGUAAUUUUUGGAAUAAUAAUAGUGAUAUCGAUGAUAGCGAAGGCGAGAGAAGCUCAGAGUAGAGCAGAAGAAUUGGAAACCUCAAACACUCACCUCCUCAAACGACUCGAUAAACUCAAGAAUGCCAAAUCAGCCCUCCUAAAGGACCUCUGACGACCUUUUUAGGCUUAUAGCCUUUUUAAUACCGUCACCGAAGUUAGGGUCACAUGACAGCCGAUUGGAUCGAGAACUGAUUAAAAAAAAAGAUAAGGAAACAACGUAACCAAUUAGUACAUGCUCAGUCGUAUUAAUUAAUAAUUAAUAAGCUUCUAAUUAGAGCUCUUAAUUUAUACUAAAUCAUAAAAUUAACCACAUCAAGCUUUUAUUGUUUAAUGGUAAUAAUAAAAAAAAAAUAAUAAAUCCCUUUCAGGCAGUACAUACGUCAGAAUUGUACCUCUCUUUUAGAGCGUUUUUCGAAAGUUCGUAUAUAAAUUAAAAUAGGCGCAUAAAAAAUGAGAACAGGUACAAUUGAAUAAUGGAAAGGACUGUUUACUUAAGAUUUUCAGGAAACAAUGUUUGUCUAACUACCUCUUCAUUAAAAAAAAA